This is a messenger RNA of Syngnathus typhle (broad-nosed pipefish), 4182 nucleotides long. RefSeq names its product L-fucose kinase. Gene Ontology annotation, biological process: GDP-L-fucose salvage. Gene Ontology annotation, molecular function: ATP binding; fucokinase activity. NCBI's taxonomy places the organism in Eukaryota, Metazoa, Chordata, Actinopteri, Syngnathiformes, Syngnathidae. Bases 415 to 3705 code for a protein of 1096 amino acids. The transcript has 26 exons. The record is from RefSeq and is a predicted model, not a curated record.
UCUUGUGAACUUUUGCACUAAAUUCUGUUAAAUACAUUUCUGACUAAUGAAAAAGUAUUGCCCACUAGUCAGUCCGGAUGUAUAGACAACUGAAAUGUCUACAAUUUAAUGUACACAAUGGUGCGUUUCAAUAUGAAUUGCGCCUGCUAGUCACCGCCCGGUGGAGACGUUCUGAACAGUACAUACAGGCCACUACGGAAGUUCGUGUAGUCCAAAAUCUACCAAUAAAAAUUUCAACACAACAGAGAACCUACUUAGUUUAUUGGCUUCCCCCCUACUCUGGAGAGGUAACUGCUGAUUCCGUAUGACUCAUUGGCACUAUUGAAAGAAGAAAAGACACAUUUUAUUAUAGUGUGAUUGGCAACUUUGUCCUUGCUAGCAGCAGCAGCAGCAGGAGCCGAAGAGGCUUUUAAGAUGUCAACCUUCAGCUGGACUGUGGUGGUCCUCACCUGCCAGCACAAGGACAGCGUCUACGCGUUCCACAGAGAGUUGGAGUUGCGUCAGCGUGGUGGUUGCUUGAGCGCGACGACGAUGCUGCUGACGGUGCAGGACCGCCGGGAACCGUUGGGCAGCGGAGGGGCCACGCUCAACGCGCUACUUGUGGCGGCGGAACACCUGAGCAGCCGGGCGGGACACACGGUGGUGACGGCCGACGUUUUGGACGACGCUCACGUCCUCAUCCUCCACACGGGUCGCGACUUCCCGUGGAGUUCGUGCAGCCGAGCGUUCUCGUGGCUGCCCGUGGAGGAUCCCGCCCUCGUGGUUCAGGCUCCCGUCUGCUGCCUGGACGUGCUGCUCCGCCUCCUCACCCAACAGGUCUGUCCUGGUUCUCCUCCCGGCGUUUGGGUGUGCAGCACCGACAUGACGUUCAGCAUCCCUGCCAACUUCGUGUUGUCUUGGGACAGCUUCUCAGGUGUUUGUGCUCUGGCGCUCCCCGGUGACCCGUCGUACGCCGUCAAUCAUGGCGUCUACUUGAGUGACGAUAAGGGUUACGUCAGCGACAUCAUCUACAAGGGAAGCCCAGAGCGCAUCCAGCUAGCGCUGAUGCAUGAUGGGAAAGUGCCUCUGGUAUCUGGUCCGGUGUUCUUCAGCCGGCCGGUGGCCGAGAAACUCCUGCAGGUGCACGUGACGCCUCCUCUGGACGGCUGCACCUAUCUGGGCCUGGACUCUGGAGCUCCACCCCUCCAGCUGUCUCUGUUUCUGGACGUGCUCAAGUGUUUGUGCUCGGAUCAGACGGAGGAUGAGUUUGUUGGGCGUGAUCCCGUGUCUGGGCUUCAGGGGGCGAUGUUGCAACGCGGCAGGAAGGAGCUGUGGCGGAUUUUGAGAGGAACCGCGCUCAGCCUGGUGUACGUCCCGGGCGGUCACUAUGACUACAUGACUCUGUCCGGGAAGCAGCAUGUCCUCCGUCUGACCCGUCACCCCACUCCGGGACACGCCCUCUCCCACAUCCAGGUGGCCAGCGGUGUCAGCGAAGGAGGGCGUGUCAUCAACAGUGUUCUGGAAAGCCGGGUUACCGUGGCGACAGGGGCCGUGGUCCAACACUGCCACCUGCAGGGGCCCCUGCACGUCCCCUCAGGUUGUUUACUGUCAGGCCUAGAGGCGUCCACAUCCCCCGACGUGGUACGGCUGGCACUGGAUGAUGACGUCAUCAUCCAGGGACAUCGAAUCAAGAUGGGAGAACUGAAUCUGACGCUUUACACCGUGAUGGGAGCGCUGGACGACCUGGAGCUGUGCUGUGACGCCGAAGGCGCGUCUUUUGUCAACGUGCCCUGGCGCGUCUUCUUCGGCAGGACCGACAUACAGCCGGAGGACCUGUGGGCGGUGGGAGAACGGCGCUCCCUGCUGGAGGCGCGUCUCUUCCCGGCCCUGCACCCCAAAAGGGGCGCCUUGGGCCUCGCGGGGGGCGCGGCCUGGCUGCUGGGCGGAGCCGGUUCCGUGCGACUUUGGCGGGAGGCCUGGCGCCUUUCCCUGAAGGAAGUCCUGUCGCUCACGCACCAGGAGGCGGAGCUCCACUGGAGGGAGUCUUUGCUGUACCUGGUGGGCAGAAAGCGGGCCAGAGACGUCCUGAUGCGGCAAAGCGACAUGUGCCUGCUGCCCAGCUUCAGGGCAGCCGUGGCGGGCGGGCAGCAGGCAGCGCUCCUCGACACGCUGGAUACCAUCGCAGCAGGAAACGGAGCGGAGCCGGGGGAGGAGCCUGGUAACAAGGAGUCACUUGAUGAUGGCGGCGAUGUCCACGUCAGCGAGGGGGCGGAGUCAGGAGCUCAGCUGGGCGUGUCCGCUCGCUGCCUGUCGUGCAUCGCAGACGUGCUGACGUGCUGGGCCGAGGCGGAGGGUGGCGGAGGGCUGAGGAGCGGGCCGGCCGCCAACGAGAACUGGAGCGCUGCGUACUUCCUGUUGGAGAAGGGAGAUCUGAAGGGCGGAGUCCAGGCCCUGGCGGCGCAGCGAGUUCAUUGGCUCAGCAGGCCCAACUUGCUGGUGCGGGCGGCGCGGCACUACGAAGGCGCCGCUCAGGUGCUGCUACGACGGGCUGUGAUGUCAUCGCAGAAGUUUGUGACCGUCGGCCAAGGGGAACUCCCGCCUCAUGGGCAGUGGCAUGAAGUAGAGUGUCCUGCCAGAAUUGACCUCGCAGGCGGCUGGAGCGACACGCCACCGUUGACCUUUGAGCGCGGCGGCUGCGUGACCAACGUGGCGGUGAAGAUUGACGGCCGGCGACCUAUAGGAGCCCGAGCGCGCCGCAUCCCACGUCCCCUCCUGCUAUUGGUCUGCCACAGCGGAGGGCGGGACUCCGACAUCGCCACGGAGAUGGUGUGUGAGACCCUGGACCACCUCAAGGACUACUGUCAGCCCAACGCACCCGGCGCUCUGCUGAAGGCGGUGUGCGUGUGCGCCGGUGUGGCGUCGCCAUCCUCCCAAGAGCCUUUGGGGCGUCAGCUGACAGCUCGCUGGGGCGGCGGUCUGGAGCUUCACGGCUGGUCGGCACUGCCCACCGGCUCGGGACUUGGUACCAGCAGCAUCCUGGCGGGGGCGCUGUUGGCGGCGGUCUACAACGCCACGGGGCGAUCCUACAGCAGGGAUGCGCUCGUCCACGCCGUACUGCACCUGGAACAAGUCCUCACUACGGGUGGGGGCUGGCAGGACCAGGUGGGAGGCCUGGAGGGCGGCAUUAAGGUGGGCCGCUCUCAAGCGCGUCUGCCGCUGCGGGUGCAUGUGGAACGCCUGCGACCGCCCGCCACCUUUAUGGAGGCUCUGGAGCGCCGCCUCCUGCUGGUCUACACCGGCAAGACCAGACUGGCUCGCAACCUGCUUCAGGACGUAGUGCGCAGCUGGUACGCUCGUCUUCCCGCGAUGGUGGACAACGCUCACGAGCUGGUGUCCAACGGCGAGGACUGUGCCCGAGCUUGUCUUGAUGGUUGUUUGUCGUCGUUGGGCGCUUGUCUGGAUCGUUCGUGGCAACACAAGAAGCGGAUGGCGCCGGGCUGCGAGCCGGCGUCGGUGCGCUUGAUGAUGGAGGCGCUCAGCCCGCUGGUCCUGGGCCAGAGCUUGGCGGGCGCCGGGGGCGGCGGCUUCCUCUGCCUGCUCACCCGCCAGCUCGACCAGAAGGACGACGUCGCAGACGUCCUCGCAAAUACGCCGGGUCUGGGGGACUUCAGCGUCCACACUGUGCAGCUGGACUUGGACGGCCUCACCGUGCUCCAGCCAGUAUAAACACUCCUGUGCACGCCUCGGAUAGUAAAGCGACUACGGAGAGUUGGUCCCGGAUGCGGGCCAGUCCGUCCAACAUGGUGUCCAGACUCUCCCUGCUCAGCUCCACAGCCGCCACAGAAGCGGAAUCCUCGCCUCCGAUAUCCUCCGUCUGUCAAUCGCAAGCACACGCGGCGUCAUAGGCGCGUGCGUUUAUGCGCAGUGCAGGCGUGUAGGAACAAACCUUGAAGUGGACCAGACACGUGGGGACGCACAUCCGACUGAGUGAGUCGGAGCUGCUCACCAAGUCCACUCGCCAAUCCACGGCCUUCAGCUGGGGCAGUGAGGCUACGCGCAUGCACCCGCACACAAAGGAACAGCCAUUAUUUUGCAGCGUUCCAGUUUGUAAACAUGUAAAGUAAAAAGUAGUGUAUCCACUUUUGUUGAACAAUUUGGAUUUUUUUACACCCUUUUUAAGUGAAUAAAAGAUUCUGUACCAUU